Molecule: messenger RNA, 440 nt
Organism: Lampris incognitus (smalleye Pacific opah)
Lineage: Eukaryota; Metazoa; Chordata; Actinopteri; Lampriformes; Lampridae
Product: troponin I, fast skeletal muscle-like
Exons: 6
Biological process (GO): muscle contraction
Cellular component (GO): troponin complex
Source: RefSeq, a predicted model, not a curated record
AUAAACAGGAGCCCCGGGUCCAAAUUUGACCUCCAUAUAAACCCAGUGUGAUUUCCUCUUGCCGCGACUCGCCAGUAUCUCCCCUUCUCCCACCGAGGCUCCGCUGCCCUCCUCGUCUUUCUUUUCGUAGGUUGUGAAGUGAAGAAGCAGCCAACAUGUCUCACGACAAGAAGAUGACGUCAAGCCGCAAGCAUCAUCUGAAGAGUGUGAUGCUGGCCAUCGCUGCUAACUGGAUAGAGAAUGAGAAGAAGGAACUUGUUGCUGCGAAGAAAGCCUACAUGGCUGAGCACUGUCCUGCUCCAAACACAAGCGGAGACCAGGCAGCCCUGAUUAACAUAUGCAAACAGCUGCAUGCAGCCAUUGACAAAAUUGAUGAGGACAGGUAUGAUAUCCUUACCAAAGUGGGCAAGGCUGAUAAGGAGAUCGAUGACCUGAAGAUC